This is a messenger RNA of Gambusia affinis (western mosquitofish), 1639 nucleotides long. Its product is annotated as immunoglobulin lambda-1 light chain-like. Lineage: Eukaryota; Metazoa; Chordata; Actinopteri; Cyprinodontiformes; Poeciliidae. The record is from RefSeq and is a predicted model, not a curated record. The transcript is spliced from 5 exons. The coding region runs from base 127 to 996 and encodes 289 amino acids.
GUUUUGGUUCCUCUGCUAGAAACCAGGUGGCCCUGGUCUGAUCUCACAGCUCGUCCUUGUUUGGCCUCAGCUGCAUCAGAGCGCCACUUCUCCCCAGGUUCACCAGAGGAAACACCACUGCACACAAUGCUUUUCCUCCCAGCUGCUGCUCUGUGCUGGCUGGGUUCAGCGCUGGCUGCCAUGGCAACACAGCUGGUUCAGGACGGUUUAAGUCUGACCAGGAGAACCGGGCAGAGCGUCUCCUUCAGCUGUGGAGGAACUGGACAGUGUGGUUAUGAUGUAGUCUGGUACCAGAAGAAAGAAAGAGAAACAUACAGAGCUAUUCUGUAUAUCUACAUUGGUGGUAUCCCCCAAAAGCAUUUCAAUCAUCCUCAACAAGAUGAUUUCUCAGCUGAGAGAAAUCAGAACGACUGUAAACUGACGAUCAACAAAGUUAAACUGGAUCAUUCAGCCUCUUAUUACUGCCGCUGUUGGAAGUCUGGUUCCCACAGUUGGAUCUUUGGUUCUGGAACCAAACUGUUUGUAACUGAUGAUCCGGUAGUGAAGCCCAGGGUGAGCGUGUACCCAGCAGCAUCCAGCGCCCAGCGGGGCCCGAGGGCCUUCCUGCUGUGUCUGGCCUCAGACAUGUUUCCUCCUGAGGUCCAGAUCUCCUGGAAAAGACUGGAGGACGGUACAGAGAAGGAUCUGACCUCUGGAGAGCAGCUGGAGCUCAGAGAGCCGAACCGCACCGCCUCCCUCUUACUGGUGGAUCGGGAUCCUGUCAGCACAUCUAGAUACCGCUGCUCUGUGCAGCAUGAGGGGGGCCCAGUGGAGGCCCCAGCAACACAAGAGGUUCCUGCGUUGCUCCCAGUGUCCUUCCAGUCUCACUGCAGGGUGAAGCUGCUCUGCCUGCUCUACUCGCUGCUGAUAGUGAAGAGUCUGGUGUACUGCUGUGGCCUCUCUCUGCUGAUGGCCCUCAGGAACAAGGGCCCGGCCCCCAGCUGCAGGGUUUUCUGACUCCAGUGGCCUUUAUUCACAGCUGUGGUAAAGUAGCAGUAAAAUGUGCAGCUGGUGAAUGUCGGCCUCAGUUCUCGCCGCUGCCUGUUCAUCUCAGCUCCGUAUCUUUCUCUCUCUCUCAUAACUCACUUUCCUGUCAGAUCACUGCUGAUUUAUUGUUUUAAAGCUUCUUUACAUUUAAGUCAAACAUUAAGAGAAUAUUUUUAUUCCAGUUUUUCAGAUUUACUAACAGGAUUUCCAUCCAGAUGAUGACUUGUUCCUGUCAGUCUGUGACGUUAUAAUUUUAUACAUUUAUUUAGAUCUUCUCUGAUUAUUUUCUUUCUGCUUCAUAUUUGAUCCUUUGUUGUUAACAGUUUUGUCUUUAUUUCAUUGUAACUCAACUUUGUGUAAAAUCCCUGAUGUUUUUAUUAAAGAGCUGUUUGUGACUAAAUGACUUGAUUCACUGUUUGUUCUUAAAUUGUCCAUCAAACCAGGAGUUUCUGUCCCAACAUGUUUCAUCUCCCUGAGGCUGAUGAGCAACAAGCUGAGAACCAUCAGCUGGACUUUGACUGGACCGUCGGAAUCAAAGACUUUGAUCAGAAACACUUUGAUUCUGUUCAGUUUGAAAAUUUAAACAUUUACUGACAAAAUAAACCAAUUUGGA